This is a messenger RNA of Phytophthora infestans T30-4, 9150 nucleotides long. RefSeq names its product phosphatidylinositol kinase (PIK-L4). Gene Ontology annotation, cellular component: nucleus. Gene Ontology annotation, biological process: DNA damage checkpoint signaling; telomere maintenance; protein phosphorylation. Lineage: Eukaryota; Oomycota; Peronosporomycetes; Peronosporales; Peronosporaceae. Gene Ontology annotation, molecular function: protein serine/threonine kinase activity; protein binding. The record is from RefSeq and is a predicted model, not a curated record. Bases 1 to 9150 code for a protein of 3049 amino acids. The transcript has a single exon.
AUGGCGACACGCUCGAGUGCUGAGGAGGCCGAGAAGAGCGACGUGGACAGCUUACUGCGGCUUGUACGUGCUCAUCAGCGCCAGCAUGAUGACCGUGCCUAUGAAUCAAGCGCUCCUGCCGCCAUCCGACGCUGCAAGACCAUGCUGACCAAGCUGCGCAAGAUAUUACCAAAGCUCAUGCGGCCCGUGGCGACGCUGUCGACGGAUAAAGCCGUGCCCGUGCUGCAAGAUUUGUGUCAACUACUGAAUCUUCUGCUGGGAGGUGGCGCAUGUCCGCACUCAAUGACGCUGUUUAUGGAAAGCAACGCGAAUGUGGCUCGUGGAGAGGCGUCAGGCUUCCCGUCCUACCCGACUAUGGCCACGAUGUUAUUCUAUAUGGUGUCGUUCUACACCAACGACAAGCUACGGGAGGCACAGCGAGACGUUCGCGACGUAACGCUGCAAAUGGUGCUGUUCCUGCAGAGAAACGAUGUGUAUGGGUUUAUUCACUUCUUCCGUGACACAGUGCAAUUGCUAGAGGACUGUUUUUUACUGGAGGAGUCGUUAAAGAACCGAGACUCGACGGACACGUUGCCUGGUGGAGCGAGCGUUGCCUGCUACUUGGAUACGGCGAUUCACGUGUACCAAGAUGCAGAUGGACCGCUCGGCGCAAAGAGCAAUGUUACGCUGUGUGGAUGCAUGCCGAUUACAGAUGUGAACCAGCUUUACGAACGCAGAGAGCAGUUAAAGAAGAUGCUGCCGUCUAUUCACGUCAGUUCGUAUGGUAUGGUUGUGGCGCUUCGGCAAUCGGUGAUAGUGCUAGCGGAUCGGAUCGUUCGAGAGCAUAACGCGAUGCUGGAAGGCGACCAGUGUUUCGACAGACUAUGCCAACUGGUAGAAUUGUUUAUCAGUAAAAAUGAAGAACUUGCGAAAAACACCGGCGGGGAGAGCAUGAACGGUGCUGUAUCGAGCCAAGACGCGGACGAAGUCACACGAAGCACACUUCGAUUAUUGCUCACCAUCUUGCAAGUCAGCGUAUCCACUGAAAGACGGUUUGUCCGCUUGAGUUUGAUGUACUUGAAGGACAGCUUUCUUCGUGGAGCGAAUGCGCGGACAUGGAAGGCCUGUGCUGCCAUCCUUGAGCUAAUUAGUACGUCUUAUCCUCGUCUCUCCAAGUUUGCCAGCGAUGCGUUAUGGCCAUGUUUCGAGUCGUGGGUAUACGGGAAUAUGGAUCAGGUUCGUGGGGCUGGUCGUGAGAGAAAACACAUCGUGGAAUCGAUUUGGAUGGCUGUCCUUUCGAUUUUGGAUGUGUACACUCGCCAGUCGAAAACUGCGUCUGCCGCUUCAUUAUUUAUUGACAUGUUGGAGCUUGUCGAUCUAAAAGUAUUGAAUCCAGCAAUGACAUCAAGUGUCAUAGAUAAAAUCCACUACGUGCUCUCGGCGAAGGAAAUGCUGACGAAAGUGGUUCGAUUCAUAUCGAAGGAAUUAGCCGGAAAUGGGCCAAGCGCGAUGAAUCUAAGUCAAAGCGCCAGCGCGUCAAGGAAGCGGAAGCGAAAUAAUUUGUUAUUGGAUACACGAGAUUCAUCUGCCGGAUUGCGUCGAGAUAACACCACCGAGUUGCACGAAAAGUUAGGUCGAUGGCUACUUGAUCUUAUUUCUUUUGAUAGUGGCAGUGAUCGAAAGAGCAUACUGGGUAUCUCCACUGGUUUGCGGGUGAUUCUGCCUCUUCGUCGCUACAUCGCAGCUUUUGCACGACUAGAGAGUUUUGCCAUUUUCCGAGCUCUUCUCCAGCGUGUCGAUUUGAUUGUGAACACUUACGCGCCGUCACUCACAUCCCUUACUAGCGAAUACUUGGAUUUAUGGAUCAUCUUGCUGCGGUAUUUUGACGAUCACGAAAUCGAAAAGUAUCGUGGUCUGCUUACCAAAGUUGUGGAGAGUGUGGAGACUCAAAAGAUUUUUGAACGUAGUUUAGAACGGGACAACGCGUUCGUUGAGCCAGACUGUUGGGAAUACUUGGAUUUUCUACAGUUAUACCAACGUCACCCUAAGUGCCACGACAUGUCCCUGUCGGAGAGGCUCGAUGAAGUGUCGUACGAAUAUGUUCGGAGCGCAGAUACUGUACUCGAGGUUCUUUUCCGAAAGUCAGUGGCCCUCCGUGGUCCAUUCUUGGUAUACUUUGUGUGGUCACGUCCUGCGACGCUCAAUAUCGUCGCCGAGGAUUCGUGGCGGAAUGCUCUACCAUGGAGGAUUGUUUACCGAGCGAUAUUGCAAGAAACGUCGCUUGAUGUGACAGUGUGUUCCUACCUUGCUAUGGCUCCACUUCUCGCUUUCUUUGUGGUGGCUGGAUCUCUAACCUCCCCAAAGAAGAUGGCUACUUGCAUCAUGGAAGCCUUUAAUAGCAAAAUUCAGCGCACGGGAUCAGAUGCAAUUUCGUCGGCGAUAACUCAAGCGUGCGGGGCGGUACUCUGCGCAACGGCAUACGGUCAAGCAUCCGCUGAGGGGGUGCAUUAUUUCAAUGACAGAAGAGCAAGUGCCGUUUGUUGUCACUCCAAAAGCUGCCAAUGUCGAAAGAUCGCUGAUGGUUGUCAAGCGAUGCCGAUCCCAUUAUCGUUGUUCGAGCCAACGAUUUGUGGUGAGAUUGGCAGUGCUACUGAAAUCAUGCAGGUCGUCAAAGUCAAUGCAUUGUCGAGCGUUUUUGAGCAUUGUGAGGUUGAUUAUGGUAACGAUUACACUGCCAAGCGAUUCGUGGAGUACCUUCUCACGUGCUUCGAGCAUCGCUCCAAGCUGGUCCGUCAAGCUGUACUAGAAUCGAUUGCCCACCAACCUCGACUUCUAGAUGCAAUGAUCGACCCAGCGAGAGAUGGACUUACUGGACUAAUAGAGCGAUUGGAGGGUUACAUGACGGCGGCUGAAGAAAGUAACGAUGAUAACGAGAUCGCAGAGAUGAUGUUGGCAGCGGGCUCUAUUGGCUGUGAAUGUGACCCGCACCAACGUGAUCGUGGGGAUAAUUGCACGUGGAUUCUUUUACGACUGGUAUCUCUAUGGAAUCGGUUCAUGUUUUCGAAACGUUCGCGAUGCGCAGUGAUGGCUUACUCCCAGAUUUGCCGUAUCACAAUGCACCACGGCUUGUCGUGGAGACGGUUGUGUGUAGAUUUUCCUGAACUGCUCUACUUUCCCCUUAUCGAUGGACUAUUGGAAACUCGAAGUCUUACGCUGUUUCUCCGUACUUUUAUGGGCGGGAAAGUUGAUAUUAAAUUUUUCUUGAAAGCGAGUGCGCCGUACGUUCUUCCGAAGUACGUUGUUCAUCAAAAUGAGCAUAUGCUGCAUGCGUUUGUGGCCGAGUUUAACGGGACAGAAGAAGAUAUUGUAAUGGCUGGCGAUGGCGCGGAUGAAGCACUGCAGAUGAAUGUCACUAAUCUCCUCUUGAACCAUCUCGACUACGUGUUGAGAGAUUUGCUUAUCCAUCAAGUGCAAGCAGUCUCGAAUGAAAACCGGUUGGCGGAAUGGGAGUUUUUACUCAAGUUCUUGCCAGAGAACUCGACAGUCCGUGAUGUGAUUGUACACUCCUCGCUGCGACUAAUGAACUUACUCGCGUGGGAGCUUGGUGGGCCUCAAUCUCGUAUGGCCAAACGUGCUAUGCGAGAGGUUGCAAAUUGCUUGAAUGAGGAUGCAGGGGAAGCAGAAACCAUCGAACAGGUAGCGAGUCUUCAGCCUGGAGAAGGAUGCAUGCCCCGACAGUUUUUUCUGGCGCUCAUGACGGAUCUAGGCAAUCGAAUCAGCGGCAAAAACUCGUCAGCUAUGAAAAUUCGUGCGAUCAAAAGCAUUGAGUGCUUGCUUGAUCUUUACGGUGGCUCCUCUGCCGACACGCAAAACAGUGGGGUCGUGGAUCCAUUUGUUCCAAAAGUGAUGGCAACUCUAAAAGUUGGUCUGACGGAGCAUGGGUUGCAAGAGCAUGCCAUUCAAGCGUGGGGAAAUUUUCUACAGAUGCUGUCGACGAAGGCUUUGGAAGCGAACCUGAGCUCUAUAGUUGUCAGCUUGCUCUCAUGCCUCGGCCACGAGUCCUCGGCAAUUUUAAUUGAAGAUGCAUCGAUUACUGGUAGUCAAUGUUGGAAUGUCGAGUCGUUGGAGAAUUUUAGGCAGGAUGGAACUGGGCGAGUCGGCUCGCUAGGUAGCCGGGAUGAAGCUCAGAUGAAAUGUAUGACAGCGGCGGUGGGUAUUUUACGCUAUCUGUUUAUUGACAAAGGAGCUGAACUGAAGCCUUCUUUCCCGAAGAUCCCGUUGUUGCCGUCUAUUCCAGAACUUGAUGAGAUUUACGCUGUUCUCUACGAAGAAGAUGGAGAUCCAAGAUGCCGGCCUUUACGAGAAUAUUUGAUGAACCUAUCGGCGUAUGUCAAUCAUCUUGACGUAGCGGUUCGUGAAAUGGCACUAACGCAGCUGCUGCGUUGUUUGGUUGUACGGGGUGCGGAGUUAGAGACGCUUAUGCAGAAUGAAGGAGAUAUCUUCAUCGACCAAGCGCUUGCUAGCGUAGUCCAGUCAAUUCUGCAACUUUCUCGCUCGGAAUGCCACGAGCCUAUCAAGCUGCUAUGCGCUCGAUGUUUGGGUGCUCUGGGUGCAAUUGAUGGCGCCCGUGUGCCUUUACACAUGUUCUACACAUCUGGCCCCCAAGGAGGUGCUGCAGUCGCGAAGGAGAAACAGUAUCAAAAGAUCGAGUACUCAACGAAGGAUCUAGCUAUUGUACUGAUCGAGAAAUGGCUGGUUAAAGAAUUGCGUGCAGCACCCGAGAACACGGACUCGCUAGCAUUUGCUAUCCAGGAAUUGCUGAAGUUUCUGGCAGAGUUGACAGCUGAUCCGCAGCAUAGCGGCCAAAGUCUGUCAACGAAUAAUUUUGGGUCAUCGUACAAGUCAAGACAAGAUUCCAGCACCCCCAUGCCUGACUGGAUGAAAAGACGAUUUGAUCGAAAAGAUGUUCUCCAGUUCGUAGAACCUUAUUGGUCAACAAACUACGCCGUGUUGGGCGGUAGAUCUUCGCAUCGCAAUGGUAGCAGUGGCUCUGAUCAUCGAUCAUCGGCAAGCACUGAUCAGAAUCUGAAUCCGGUGCGUGAUGAUAUUUCGUUUUAUGAAAUGUACGGGACGUCAUAUGAAGACUGGAUUCUAAAUUGGUGUCGACGAUUAAUUAGCCUUUCUCAGCCACCUGAGCGGAAGAUCUUCUUGGCAUGCAGAACGGCGCUUCCAACGUGUCCUCAGAUAUCUCGAUUUGUACUUCCUUAUCUGAUUCAAAAUGUACUUCGGUCGGGGAGACCUGAAGUUGGUAAAGAGCUUAAGAAAGAGGUCAUGGCUGUUUUAGAUGAUCAGGACUGCGGUGUUUUGGUGGAUGAUGUUCUAAUGGCUCCUCCUGAAUCCGAGCACACGAAUGACUCAGUAACUAGUACUGGUGGUGCAUCUGACAGAGGUGUUGGUGAAUUUUUUCGACGUCAUGAUCAAUGCUCCCAAACCAUUUUCUCGACUUUUGAUGAGCUGAACGAGUGGAUUUGGACUAGCGAGAAGAAACGGCUCGCUCUAAGCGCCAGUGCUGCCAGUCGCCAAACGUCUGCGUCUGGGCGCAGCGAUGUGGCCUCAGACAUCGACGAUGACCGCGAAAAGGAAUUUCUGGAAGAGUUUGUAAAAGGCAUCCCCAGCCGGUCAUUGUCGAAUGCUGCGUACCAAAUUAAAGCGUAUGCCCGAGCAGUUCAGUACUUUGAAGUUCAUCUACGACAGGAAGAGUUUAACGAGACGGAGCCACGAAGCACUGGUGUCGAGGUGGCUGGCCCGAUCCGUCUUUCACUGGUCUCGAAGAAUGCCACUUAUCUCCAACAGCUCUACAAAAGUGUGGACGAACCGGACUCGUUAGUAGGUUUAGCCUCAUUGCGUCGCUUGCACGAUGCACAUCGGCACAACGAUGUCGGAACCGACAUGAAUGACGAGGCUCAGGAAGAGGGGCUGACUCUCACUGACUUGAUGCAUGAGAUCGUCGACCACGAACAGCUUGCUCAAUGGGAAGACGCACUGGCUUGCUAUGAACAAGCAAUUCAAGAAAUCCAGUCCGCAUUGUCAUUUAAAUCGCUACCUCCGACCAGGCCGCUUUAUAGUCAACUCGCAAUGAUGCAACCACCUGCCCAAAUUCUGGAUGCGGAAAACGCACACAAAGAUCCAGAUAUGAUAAAGCCCGAGCUAUAUGGAGGAAUGAUUGGUUGCUUGAUCCAACUCGGGCGUCUUGAAAGUGCCUUGCAGCAUAUCAACGGCAUCGUGACGCAAGAACCUCAAUUCAUGGCGACAAUGUAUCCGUAUGCUCUCGAGUGCUCGUGGCGCUUGUCGCGUUGGGAGUUGCUGACCGAUCUGCUGAGUACUGAAAAGCAAAACCCGCUACUUCAUUUAUCAGGAAGCUCAGUUCAUGACACUGCGAGUACUCGACUGAAGGGCUUUGACGUUUCGCAGUUGAUGCUGGUUCGUGUACUGCAUAGCUUACAUGGUGGUCAACAAGAAGAAUUUCAGCGUCACUUGAAGGCCGCGCGAUUAGAAGUGAUGGGACCGCUGGCUGCGGCGUCGGCUGAGUCUUACCAGCGCGCGUAUCCUCUGCUACAUGAUCUCCACUUUCUACACGAGGCAGAGCAAGGGUUUAUUUUCUUGCAGAAUGCGAAGGAGAGCGACGACCUCAGUCGACGCAGUUUACUCUGGAAAAAGCAGACUCCUUGGAAUAUACGGUAUGAUGCGAUGGCAACGCAGCUCAAAUACCGUGACCCGAUACUCGCGCUACGUCGAGUAAUCUUGCACGAGGCAGGGCUUCGAAAUGAAGUAUCGGAGAACUGGUUGGUGUACGCCAAGCUAACCAGAAAAGAAGGGUUCAUUCGUACUGCUACCAGUGCAGUGAUGCAUGCCCAAGCAAUGAACAAUCAGUAUGUUUCGAUCGAGAAGGCCAAACUGCUGGUGAGUCAAGACCGAAUGUACGAGGCGUUGCAAGUUCUCGAACCAGUUGACAUCGAUGCGUCUACGUUGGAUUAUGACGUUGAGGACCCGCACUUGUGCGCCAAGAACCUGCUCUUAGCGACCAACUGGAUGCAGAAAUCAGGUCAACGUCAAGGGAAGAAGGUGAUCGAGCGAUAUCAAGCUGUUAUUCGCUUUGAUCCAAAGUGGGAGAAAGGCUAUUUCUUCCUGGCGAAGUACUACGAGUAUCUGCUGAAUAUGAGCCACCCCGACGCGCUUAACGGAUCCAUGAGUAGUGAUGAAGCGGCUGAUCUGCUGCUUGAUUCGGUGUUUCACGGCUACUUGAUCAGCUUGAUGAAGAAUUACGUUCAAGCGCUCGCACACGGGACAAAGUUCGUGUUUCAGUCUCUUCCACGAUUAUUGACGCUGUGGUUCGACUUGAGCGAAGUACUGUACGGAAGCAGCAGUGGGCGGUCGAGCAACAAAGCGAACAAGGCAACGAGGCAGAUCGAGAUCGGGCUGAGUCAGUCCACCAACGAGCACAAGGUUCUCACUGGCAUUACUCAAGUUGUGGAUGAAGCCAUUGAAUCUUUGCCGGCGUAUGAGUGGCUAGUGUGCUUUCCACAAGUAACAUCGCGCAUUUGUCACCCCAAUCCAGAUGUAGUCGACAGUGUCAAGAGGAUCAUGGUUCAAGUGCUCCUGGCUUAUCCAACGCAGGCUAUGUGGUCGCUGCUAGGACUCUCGCGUUCGUUGAACUCACAGCGGAAGAAUCGUGCGCGUGAGAUCAUCUCAAGUGCACAAAAGCAAUUUCUGCACCAAGGCUUAAGAGAGAUUGCCGAUAGCUUCUCUGAGGGCAUGAAAAUGGCAGAGGAACUCAUCAGUCUUGCAGCCCACGACCCUGGCAACAGUAAACGUAAGAUCCACAUCAGACUGAGCCGAAUCCGGACCAGAAUUCUCGUUCCAAUCCAGGCGGCGCUGACCACGAUCCUGCCGACAUCUGGACUAGCCCCUCGCGAUGAGCAUCACGUUGCUUUCUCAUCGAACGCACAGGUCUACAUCAAAGCUUUCAGUGACAAGGCAGAUGUUAUGAUGACCAAGGAGAAACCCAAGCGCAUUGAAGUUCUGGGCACCGAUGGGCAGCUGUACCCGUUCUUAUGCAAGCGAGAAAAGAACGGUGAUCUCCGCAAGGACGCGCGUAUGAUGGAGUUUAACUCGAUGAUCAACAGGCUCCUUCAGAAAGAUCGAGAAGGUCGCAAACGUAAAUUGCGGCUGCGUACAUACGCCGUCGUGUGCUUGAAUGAAGAGAGCGGACUCAUGGAGUGGGUGCGACACACGAGGGCGAUGCGGCAGCUCAUCGGCCAGAUCCACAAGACUGAGCGCGGGUAUAUCCAGCCUGUUCGACUUACGCAUGAGAUCAAAGAGCAGUACCUCCAUAUGCAGAAGAAAUACGCGAAUAACCCUGCUGCGAUGGCGCGGUUCUACUGCCGAGAAGUGCUGUCGAUGCCGGUAUUCACGCCGAGGUUUCACCAGUGGUUUUACAACAAUUUCGCCGAUCCGACUGCAUGGUUCGAGGCUCGACUCAUGUUCUCGCGGUCAGCAGCUGUGUGGUCUAUGGUGGGGCACAUCGUUGGACUUGGAGAUCGUCACGGGGAGAAUAUUCUGAUCGACUGCACCAACGGCGAGUGCGUGCACGUGGAUUUUGACUGUUUAUUCGACAAAGGUCUGAAGCUGACAAAGCCAGAGAUUGUGCCAUUUCGGUUGACUCCCAACAUCAUUGACGCCUUCGGGAUCACAGGGUACGAAGGUGUCUUCCGUCGCGUGAGUGAGGUGACGAUGCGGUUGCUGCGAGAGAACAAGGCGACGCUGCGCAGUGUGCUGGAAUCUUUUAUUCAUGAUCCACUCGUGGAGUGGGGUCGUCGUGGUAAAACUACACAGAGCGACGCUGUCUCCAGCAAAACUGCGGCUGAACUCUCCAGUGAGCGUAGUAAACAGGAGACACGUCUUGUCCUCAGGGCCAUUGACGAUCGGUUGCGAGGCAUCUACAACCUCGGCGAUGCCAUCCGCCCGCUUGUGUCGUCAUCACACCGCAACAUCCUACCGGAGAACGAAACGCUGCCAUUAUCAGUGCAAGGCCAAGUCGACAAGCUCAUCGACGAGGCCACAUCGAACGAAAACCUCGCCCAAAUGUACAUCGGGUGGAUGCCGUUCCUCUAA